Sinocyclocheilus grahami is the source of this 4312-nucleotide messenger RNA. Its product is annotated as cGMP-dependent 3',5'-cyclic phosphodiesterase-like. Gene Ontology annotation, biological process: signal transduction. Lineage: Eukaryota; Metazoa; Chordata; Actinopteri; Cypriniformes; Cyprinidae. The coding region runs from base 63 to 2558 and encodes 831 amino acids. The transcript has 26 exons. Gene Ontology annotation, molecular function: 3',5'-cyclic-nucleotide phosphodiesterase activity; protein binding. The record is from RefSeq and is a predicted model, not a curated record.
UGCAUCACGCUGUUCUUCUCAUUUAACAGCACUGAGUGUGUAUCAGAGUGCCAGAGAAACCAAUGCAGCGGCACGCUCAGCUCAGAGACACACACCGCGAUGCAGUACAGGAUGCAUUGCUGCAGUUGGCCUCCAUUGUUGACGUCAACAGCCUUCAGACGACCAUCAAAGAUGUGCUCAGAGUCGUCCUGCCAGACAUGGAGUGUGUGUUCGUGUACCUGUUGGAGGCGGAGUCUCGGCUGCGAUGUGAGGAUCCGCCCCAUGAGGUGCAGUCAGAGGGCAAGCUCAGAGACGCGGUGAAGCAGCAGAAGAGACUGCAGUGCUCCGGCCUGCCGUCUGCAGAACUCCACCAGAACCAAACCGGCUCGCUGACCGCACCGCUGCCGGCCCACAAACGAGCGCUCAUCAUUCCUCUGGUGGACCGUGAUGAAGGGAAGGUGAUCGCUCUGAUUUUGCUCUGCUGUAAACCACUGACAGAAAAAGAUGAACAAAACCUCAACAUCCUGGAGAAACAUCUCACUGUGGCCUGUAAGCGAGUCAGAGACAUUCAGAGAUGCUCCAAACGGCCACAUGCUCAAUCCCACAAUGCACCAGCAAAGCCCAAACCCCACACAGACUACAGAGAGCUCGACCGCAAGAUCCUACGGCUGUGUGGUGAGCUGUACGAUCUGGACGCCGCCUCCCUGCAGCUGAAAGUCAUCAAUUAUCUGCAGACAGAAACUCAGUCGCAGUGCUGCUGUUUACUGCUGGUGUCUGAAGACAAUCACCAACUCUUCUGUCAGGUUGUCGGAGAUAAAGUUUUGGAAGAGGAAAUCAGUUUUCCACUUAUGUUCGGUCGGUUCGGGCAGGUGGUGGAGACAAAGAAACCCAUUACACUGCAGGACGUCAGCCAGGAAGAACGCGGGUUAUUGAGCAGUUUGUUGGGGUUCGAGCCAAACUCGAUGCUCUGUGUUCCUGUCAUCAGUCAAGCCACUGGACAGGUGGUGGCGCUAGCGUGUACCUUCAACAAACUGAGUGGACAGAGGUACAUGGAGGCGGAUGAGCACGUGAUCCAGCACUGUUUCUGUUACACAUCGACGGUUCUCACCAGCACACUGGCCUUCCAGAAAGAGCAGAAACUCAAGUUUGAGUGUCAGGUGAGAGGAGGAGAAGAGCUCUUUCUGCUUCUUAUAUUGAGACGGAGGCUCCAGAACUGUUACUGCGAUAUUCCUUCAGUAGCAGAUCCAGUGCUCUCUCUCUCCGUCUCUGAGCAGAAGGAGUUUCGUAUCCCGGCGGAUCAGGGCAUCGCUGGUCACGUGGCCACCACUGGGAAAAUCCUCAACAUCAAGGAUGCGUAUUCCCACCCUCUGUUUUACCGCGGUGUGGACGACAGCACGGGCUUCAGGACGAGAAACAUCCUCUGCUUCCCCAUCAAAGAUGAGAACGAAGAGGUGAUCGGUGUGGCAGAACUGGUGAAUAAAACCAACGGGCCGUGGUUCAAUCGUUUCGAUGAGGAUCUGGCAACCGCGUUCUCCAUCUACUGCGGCAUCAGCAUCGCUCAUGUAAGAGUUUCUGCAGCAUCCCUCGAUCACUCAACACAAUAUCACAAUGGAGUCAGACACGUUCAGAGCAUCUGUUCCUGUUGUUGUAGGUUUUGUCUGAUGGUGAAGAAGGGCUACAGAGACCCUCCGUAUCACAACUGGAUGCACGCUUUCUCCGUCUCACACUUCUGCUACCUGCUUUACAAGAACCUACAACUGUCCAACUACCUCGAAGAUAUAGAGAUUCUGGCGCUCUUCGUGUCCUGCAUGUGUCAUGAUCUGGAUCAUCGAGGAACCAACAACUCCUUCCAGGUGGACUCGCAAUCCGUCCUGGCAGCCCUUUACAGUUCAGAGGGAUCUGUGAUGGAGAGACAUCACUUCGCUCAGGCCAUCGCCAUCCUCAACACACACGGCUGCAACAUCUUUGAGAAGUUCUCUAGAAAGGACUAUCAGCGGAUGCUGGAUCUGAUGAGAGACAUCAUCCUGGCCACAGAUCUGGCUCAUCACCUGAGGAUCUUCAGGGACCUGCAGAAGAUGGCUGAUGCUGGUUAUAACCCGAGGAGUCAAGCCCAUCGCAGUCUGCUGCUGUGCCUCCUCAUGACCUCCUGUGACCUCUCAGACCAGACCAAGGGCUGGAAAACCACCAGGAAGAUCGCGGAGCUGAUCUAUAAAGAGUUCUUCUCUCAGGGGGAUCUGGAGAAGGCGAUGGGAAACAGACCCAGUGAGAUGAUGGACCGUGAGAAAGCCUACAUCCCUGAACUCCAGAUCAGCUUCAUGGAGCACAUCGCCAUGCCAAUAUACAAGCUCCUGCAGGAGAUUUUCCCGCGUUCGGCCGAGCUUUACGAGCGCGUGGCCGCCAACCGCGAGCAGUGGGCCAAAGUCUCGCACAAGUUCACCAUCCGCGGACUGCCGAGCAACAACUCGCUGGACUUUCUGGACGAGGAGUUCGAGCUGCUGCAGUCUCAGGGCGCCUUCGGAGACGAUUCGCACCGCAUGAACGGUUGCCUGGACGACGACUGUGACAAACACAACCAAUGACGCCGCUAGGCCAAAGGUCACCGGACGGAAUCCGUCUUGGUAAAAUUCCGUAGUUACCGACGGGGCUUUGAGGAAAGGUUCAUCGUCACCUUUUUGCCGUUGCUAUGGAGACGGGUUUUGCUCAAUGAAGAAUGAUGGAUGGUGUUGCGCGGUCGGCGGAGUGUGUAAUGUUACCCAAACAUUUGGACUGAAAAAAGUUAUUUUCUCAGUGGUUUAGCUAUUACAACGCCCCGUUGUAAUAGCUAAACAUAUUUGAUUUUAAAUGAAACAACUAAUUGUAUGAAACGUAACAAGUCCAGCAGCCCAGUGUUACAUUUUUAAAAGCUGUAGCAAAUACAGGUGUCUAGUGUUACAUGUUUAGAACUUGUAACAAUUCCAGCUGCCUGGUGUUACAGUGUAAACAAUUUUAAACUUGUGGCAAUUCCAGGGUCCUGGUGUUACAUUUUUCCAACUCAUAACAAUUCCAGCUGCAUGGUGUUACAUUUUCACAACUUGUAACAGUGUAACACCUGCUGCUGGAAUUGUUACAUUUUUAACACUUUGUAAACAUUCCAGAAGCCUGGUGUUACACUUUUAGAACUCGUAACAAUCACAGCUGCCUGGUGUUACAGUGUUACAUUUUUGAAACUUGUGACAAUUCCAGCAGCCCGGUAUUACAUUUUUAAAACUCAUAACAAUUCCAGAUACCCAGUGUUACAUUUUUUAAACUUGUAAUAAUUCCAGCUGCCUGGUGUUAUAUUUUUACAACUUUUAACAGUGUAACACCAGCUGCUGAAAUUGUAACGUUUUUAACACUUUGUAGCAAUUCCAGCAGCCUGGUGUUACACUUUUAGAACUUGUAAUAAUUCCAGCUGCCUGGCGUUACAUUUUUAGAAUUGUUUUGAAGUAGUUGUUAUUUUGUGACACAUCCAAGAAGAAGCUCAUUUAAAUACUACAAAGAAAACUAAGCCACUGUUUUCUUUUCUGCGUCCUUAGCCAUUUACAGAAAUUGUCAGACGAAACAGAUCUUUGGAUAAUUAAUCUUUUGCUUUCAACCAAUUUCGCCCCUCAGACAUCAGUUGUCCCUGUUUACACAGAAAAACGCAACGCAACAACAUUUCUCCAUUCCCGAAAUCCCAAAACCCAAAACAAUCAUUGAAAACUUCAGUCAAGCGAGCAGUGGCUGGUGGCCAGAGAGAGAUUAGAGCGCGUGCGUGUGUGACGACAGGCGUGAAAACACACGGCCCCCGGAGACCUUCUGAGACAUCUGCUGGUUUCAGACGUGUCCAUCCGGAACUGAAUCUGUACAUAUAGUUGUGUGUUUUAAAGGGCUACGCGGCCCUCACACUUUUCUUUCUCAGGAUGGCAGAAUGUGUGCGUCAAAUGGAUCUUGCCUUACAAAUGUUUGCGUUGCCUUCCUGAGUGACUUUAAAAAGAGAUCUAUGUUUAAAAACGUUCAGCCUAUCAAUGUACAGCUCUGCAGCUACAUGGAUAUAUAGAGAUGUCUGUUUGCUGUGUGUAAAUGUGUGUUUGCACAGGUGUGACUGUAAGUGCAUUUGCCAAAAUCUGCAAAGGUCAGAAAAAAAGAGUGAUGUCAGUUUGCUUGUACUAGCUUCUCCCACACGGGUCGCUAACAUUAACCUGUCAAUUUCACCAAAACUCAUUCAUAUUUCUCAGCAAAAUCAAAAGAAUUAAAUAAGUUAUAUUAAAUUUUAUGAUUAAAAUUUUUUAAGACCAUUAUCAUUGUAACAUUAAUUAUAUGUCCUUACAUUUUA